UUCACCUCAAACCCCCCCCGUUCAUUGUUUCGUCCCUCCUUCCAUCCCCUGAUUCGCUCCUUUUCUUUUUCCACCUGCUUGGAGAGCGAAAGGUGUUGUAUCUGAUUGUCGCUCUCCUUUUCUCUCUCUCUCUCUCUUCAUUGAUGCCUUGAUCUGUGUCGCCCCCUUGUUUAUCAUUAGCGAGUGGGACAACUUUCGUGAUGAACGGGUUCGGCGACCACGGCCUCAAUGAGGAUGCGUUUGGGGAGAAGUCCGAGCUGCAGGGCGGCUUAAAGACUUUUGACGCGUUUCCCAAAACCAAAACCUCCUACACAGCCCCCUCCCGCCGCGGCGGCCAAUGGACCGUCCUCAUCCUCGUCAUCUGUACAAUCUUCUCAGUCAACGAAUUCCGGACUUGGCUCCGCGGCACCGAAACCCACCAAUUCAGCGUGGAGAAGGGCGUCUCGCACGACCUGCAACUCAACUUGGACAUCGUGGUGCGCAUGCCCUGCGACACCCUGCACGUCAACAUCCAAGACGCUUCGGGCGAUCGCAUUCUGGCGGGCGAGCUGCUGCAGCGCGAGCGCACCAGCUGGCAGCUGUGGAUGGACAAGCGCAACUCGCACCACGACGAGUACCAGAAGCUCAGCCAGGAGGACUCGGACCGGCUGGCGGCGCAGGAGGCAGACGCGCACGUCCACCACGUGCUGGGCGAGGUGCGCCGCAACUCGAAGCGCAAGUUCCCCAAGGGGCCCCGGCUGCGACGCAACGACGCGGUCGACUCGUGCCGCAUUUUCGGGAGUCUCGAGGGGAAUAAAGUGCAGGGGGAUUUCCAUAUUACGGCCCGCGGGCAUGGGUAUCAGGAUGCGCAGGGGGGGCAUUUGGAUCAUAAUGUAUUCAACUUCACCCACAUGAUCACCGAGUUAUCUUUUGGCCCGCACUACCCCACCCUUCUCAACCCCCUCGACAAGACCAUCGCCGCCACCGAAGCCCACUACUACAAAUACCAGUACUUCCUCUCCGUCGUGCCCACCAUCUACUCCAAGGGCGCCACCACCGCCGCGCAACAGAUGUACAGGGACCCCAAAGCCCUCGUCAAAUCAAACAAAAAUCUGGUCAUCACCAACCAAUACGCCGUCACCAGCUCCGCUGACAUCCUCCCCGAGAGCCCCUACUUCAUCCCCGGCAUCUUCUUCAAGUACAACAUCGAGCCGAUCCUCCUACUGGUGAGCGAGGAGCGCUCGAGCUUCCUGGCGCUGCUGAUGCGGCUGGUGAACACCGUGUCCGGCGUCAUGGUGACGGGCGGGUGGCUGUAUCAGAUGGCUGGCUGGGUGGGUCAGUUGGCCUUGAAGAAGAGACGCGAGAAGUCCGAGGGGGUGUUGAAUGGGCGGCAUUUUGCGGAGGAUUGAGUUGCCUUGGGUUUUGUUUCCGGGGGGCGGCAGCAAAGUGGGUGGGGUGGUGAGUUGAGCUUCACCCCACGUUAUACAUAUCAUAUCUUAGGAAUUUCUCGGUUUUGGAAUGCAAUCUUUUUAAAUGUAAG
Molecule: messenger RNA, 1519 nt
Organism: Aspergillus saccharolyticus JOP 1030-1
Lineage: Eukaryota; Fungi; Ascomycota; Eurotiomycetes; Eurotiales; Aspergillaceae
Product: COPII-coated vesicle protein
Exons: 3
Coding region: 201-1388 (395 amino acids)
Biological process (GO): retrograde vesicle-mediated transport, Golgi to endoplasmic reticulum; endoplasmic reticulum to Golgi vesicle-mediated transport
Cellular component (GO): COPII-coated ER to Golgi transport vesicle; Golgi membrane; endoplasmic reticulum membrane
Source: RefSeq, a predicted model, not a curated record